GUUAUCUCUACACUUUUUGUAGUAGCAGGUGAAGCUUCAAUUUAUCUUUGGUCUGUUAGUCACACGCCACCUGAUCGAUGAAAUGCCACAGAGGAGGUGAACGAAAGUAUGAUUAUAAUGUGAUGGUGAACUGUAUAGUGAAGAACCCAGCUUCUGGUGGUUCAGUGGAAGCAGGUUUCGUAGAAAUGUUAUUGUUGUGAAGUUUUGUUAGGCGAUAGCAAUGAGAGCUGUGAAAAACCUCCUCUGUGGGUCAAGGGUUUUGUCAGCCAGGCAGAAUGCUGUGAUCAGAAUGAAUUCCAUUUCGUACCACUGCUUGGAGGAACCGAAGUUGGAGUCUUUUUCGUCUGAUUGGUAUGAAAAAGCCUUCUCAAAGCUAUCAAUGUUAUCUCACUUGCUGAAUAAUGUGGAUGUCAUUAACGGGAGCAACGCAAAGGAGAACCAGCAGCUUCCUUGUUUCAAUCAAGCUGGUGAGAGAGAACCAAUGACUGUGGAUUCACUCACAAAGGUUUCUGAGAUCUUGAAUAUUUCAGCUCAACAAAGGAAGGUAGUCAGGGCAACGAUAUGCCCCCAGGUAACUCAACAUCAGAUAUGGACUGGUGCACUUGAGGUGAUACUAGAUAAGUUGAAAUCUGAGAUGGAGUAUUUGGAUUCUAAGUUCCCUAGUAAAGAAACUAAAAUGGCAAA
This is a messenger RNA of Cuscuta europaea, 684 nucleotides long. NCBI's taxonomy places the organism in Eukaryota, Viridiplantae, Streptophyta, Magnoliopsida, Solanales, Convolvulaceae. The record is from the annotation of a GenBank genome assembly.